Messenger RNA from Coregonus sp. 'balchen', 5022 nucleotides. The record is from the annotation of a GenBank genome assembly. NCBI's taxonomy places the organism in Eukaryota, Metazoa, Chordata, Actinopteri, Salmoniformes, Salmonidae.
UGUCAAUGACUGUGUGAGAAAUAGAGAAGUCUAUACAACAAAACUUGUUUUUGGUGCAAAUGUAUGUGUAUACUUCGGACGCCGACGCGCAUGCGUGUACGCGCAUGUCUAUAUAGCUUUGGAGAAGAGUAGAGCAAAGUGCGGUCACUGCAGUAGUUGGAACUGAACAACAAGUAUGUUGGGCUCGUUCGUUCUGCUGUGGAUAUGUAUCUGUCUCCUCUUAUUCUUCUUCCUGAAGUUUAAUAGACCCCAAAACUUUCCUCCUGGUCCACAACCCAUUCCAAUAUUUGGGAAUCUGCUGCAUCUGAGCUUGGGGAAUCCUAUGAAAGACCUGGAGAAGGUAAGCCUUGUAUAAAACUCUAUUAUGCUAUUUUAGCUCUCAUGAAGAAUCAAUAAGCAUUACUUGGAUGUUUCAGAUGAAAUCCAUAAUUCCUUUUUGCAAUAUGAAUAUAACAUCUAUCAAAUAGUUUUAUCAAAGUAACCUUUGCACAUAGGUCUAUAAUUGCGUAAUAAGUGGGGCUGUGUAUGCAGUUUAUGUUGCCUGUAAUCUCAAGGCCAUACAUUGCUGAUUGGAUCAGUUUUACUCAAUUCAACAAUUCCAUUAGGAAAAUAGCCUUUAAAGGUGCACUAUGCAACUGCAACACUAUGCACCUUCAAUAUACUUAAAGUGUUGGUUCACAAUUUUUUAAAACCAAAUCUACAUUUGUUAUGUAAAUGGCAUGUUAUAGAAGGGUCCAGAUACUUUUUUUUUGCGAUUUCACUUGGUUUUGAGAAACUAUCCACACCCAAAAUAGACUAACUCAUUGCUCGUUCUGCAGUAUGGGGGCUAUGGAAAACAUUAACAAAGGCUCCAAAAUCACCCAAAUACGUCCUUUUAGAAACGACAAAGCUCUCAGUAUAGUGAAGCAGCUGAGUCGCACAAAUGGAAUAUAACGUUGUGGAUAAAGUUCGGAAUUACGCAAUUCACAGUUCAUGUUUUCCCAUAGCUCCCAUACUGCAGAACGAGCAAUGACGAAGGUCUAUUGCAGGUGGGGAUAGUUUCUCAAAACCAAAUGAAAUUACUAAAAAAGUGUCUGGACCCUUCUAUAACAUGCCAUUUACAUCAAAAAUAAAGAUUUGGUUUAAAAAUAGUGAGCCAAUCCUUUAAUAUGUUCAUUUCCGUAGUUGGCAAAGCGCUAUGGGAAUGUUUUCAGUCUUUAUAUUGGUGGAAGGCCAGCUGUGAUUCUCAAUGGGCUUGAAGCUAUGAAGGAGGCCCUGGUUACCAGGGCUGCAGAUUUUGCAGGAAGACCCCAAGACCUUAUGGUCAACCACGUCACAGAAGGAAAAGGUAAUAGUAUCCAAAUAUACAGUACAGGACAUUAUUGAUAUCAACAAGAAAACACUUCAAUCUAUUACUGUGAAGAGCUCUGUUCUGAAACAACCUUUUCUUUAUAUUCCUGUUUUUUCCACUUAAGAACGUAACUAUCAUUUGAUUGAUAUGUCAAUAAAUACUGACCAAUUGUAAUAAACUAUCCCAGGUGUCAUUCUUAUGGACUAUGGCUCCAGCUGGAAAGAGCAUCGUCGCUUCGCCCUAAUGACCCUGAAAAACUUUGGUCUGGGGAAGCAGUCCAUGGAGGAGAGGAUUCUGGGGGAGAUAUCACACAUCAUUGCACCCUUGGCGAAAAGCGUUGGUACGAAAGUGGAACAUAGAAAAUUGUUAUUUGUUUUGUAGGAACGUAACAUAGCCAUUUAACAGAUGUCCUUAUACAGAUGACCCUCUUGCUCAACGUUAAAGAGAACAAAGUAUCUCUUAUCAAAGUAAUAUUGUUAUUUUUCCACAGGAAAAUCCAUGAACCCUCAGGUUCUCUUCCACAAUGCUGCAUCCAAUAUCAUCUGCCUUGUCCUCUUUGGGUCACGUUAUGACUAUAACGAUGAGUUUCUUAAGACCUUCGUGAAGCUCUACACUGAGAACGCAAAGAUCGCCAAUGGACCCUGGGCUAUGGUAUUAUACAUAAUUACAGCUUUUUGGUAACUGUAUACUUACAUAAAACAGCAUAGAACAAUGUUAAUUACAUUGCUUCCUGUAAAUCACACCUUUUGGUUUGAAAGCAGAUAUGGAUGGUAGAUCAUUAGGCAGGUUUCCAUUGACCCAGAUUUAUUCUAAAAAAGCAAUGUGGCACAAAAAAUCAUUGUGACGUGUAAUGGAAAUGGCAGAUAUGAGACAUUUUCUAAAGAUCCACAACAUUUUUACCAUUCGACAGGUGGAUUUUUAUUUUGUCUAACUUUAUAUAUUGCGACAAAUUAUGAUGGAAAUGGUGUUUUUAUAAUAAAACUAAAGCUCCACUUCACAUUUAAUUCUAAAUGCCUACGUCUUGCAAAAUCAUUUUUUUCAAAUAUACAAAUAAUGUUUAUUUGCAGGACAAGAAUUGUCCUGACUUUCAAGAAUGCCUGAAUUGCUUCGCCUUGCUUUUCUGGUUAGCUGGCAAGAUUCACCAUCCAAUUAUUUCAGAUCUACAGGAGUGCAAGUUUCACCAUGGCACGGACCAUGGCGAUACGUUGGCACAUGAUAAUUAUUAUCCAUGCUGGCUUUCGUGGGCUAACUGAGACAUGAAAUAGAAAGGUGGGAGGACUUACAGGCUGUUGGCAAUUUAUUAAUGCGCAAUUUGCCUAAAUGGGUAAUGGAAACUUCAACCACUACAUUUUUAUUAGACACUGUAUAUAUUUGUUUUUGUUGUUGUUGGUGUGACGUCAUUACGUCCAGCUGUUUUCAUCAACACAAGAUAGUUAAAUGGAAACACACCCUAGCAGGCAAUUGUCACAUCUAUUUUUUGUUAUGCGAACUUUCCAAAUCUCGACAAAAAAAUCAUUGGACAAGUUCAUGGAAGCAUAACGAAUGGUUGGUUCAAUAGUAGUUCUGACUCAUUACUUGGUCUUUCUCCACAGCUUUAUGACACAGUGCCCAUGCUCCGACACCUUCCCUUGCCAUUCCAGAAGGCCUUUCAAAAUGCAAUUUGUUGCAAACAGAUGUCUCUUGGACUAGUCACUCAGCAUAAGGAAACCAGGAUUCCUGGGGAGCCAAGGGACUUCAUUGACUGCUACCUGGAUGAACUAGAAAAAGUGUGUUCAUUUUGUUUAUGGGAGUUUAAGUGUUUAGAUGAGAGGGUUAGACCACAUCAUCUAUCAUUAUGACUAGUUAGUACAGUGCCUUCAAAAUCAUCACAGUUUUAGUCUGACACUGCUGUACUCUCCCCACUAGAGAGGAGAUGAUGGAUCUUCUUUUUCAGAGGACCAACUCAUAAUGUACAUCCUGGACUUGCACUUUGCUGGAACAGACACCACCUCCAACACACUGCUCACUGCUUUUCUAUACCUCAUGACCCACCCAGAGAUUCAGGGUCUGUUUGCUUUAUUUUCUAAUGCUGACAUUGAAAAAGCAUCUUUCUACUACUACAGUUGUAGCAGUUGUAGAUUAUUCCUCAAGAAAAAAGGUGUCAGGCAAUGUUGAUAAGCCCUUUUGAAUUCAGCCCUUUUUUGCCAACAUCCCUUCCCUUUGGUCUUCUCAGAGAGGUGUCAGCAGGAAAUUGACACAGUUCUGGAGGGGAAAGAACACGCAUCUUUUGAGGACAGACACAGGAUGCCUUACACUCAGGCAGUGACCCACGAGAGUCAGCGCAUCGCCAGUACUGUCCCCCUCAGUGUGUUUCAUAGCACCACCAGAGACACUGAGGUGAUGGGCUACAGUAUCCCAAAGGUGAGAAGCAGCAAUACAUCUAAAAUGUCUUGUCUUCUCAUUUCAAAAUCUCUAACAUAAUGUUCCUUAUUUCUUCUCCACUUUGAUAUGUCUCAUAUUGCUCUCUCUCUCUCUCUCUCUCUCUCUCUCUCUCUCUCUCUCUCUCUCUCUCUCUCUCUCUCUCUCUCUCUCUCUCUCUCUCUCUCUCUCUCUCUCUCCUCUCUCUCUCUCUCUCUCUCUCUCUCUCUCUCUCUCUCUCUCUCUCUCUUUCUCUGUUUCUUACUUGCAGGGCACUUUGAUCAUUCCAAACCUUACCUCUGUGCUGUCUGAAGAGGGUCAGUGGAAGUACCCCCAUGAGUUCAACCCCUUAAACUUCCUGAACGAGCAGGGCGAGUUUAAGAAGCCUGAGGCCUUUAUGCCGUUCUCUGCAGGUGAGGGAUAGAGCAACUCAAAGUGCAUCACUGCUGUUGUUGACAUCAUAAUACAUAAAGGGCUCAUACAGUUUGUUGUUGUUCCAGGGCCCAGAAUGUGUCUUGGAGAAGGACUCGCUCGCAUGGAGCUCUUCCUGAUCAUGGUAACUCUGCUGCGACGCUUCAAGUUUGUCUGGCCUGAGGAUGCAGGGGAACCUGACUACACCCCUGUGUUUGGUGUAACCCUGUCCCCCAAACCCUACAGACUGGGUGUAAGACUGAGAGGGAACUAGUUAGGGGGAAGAUAUUCUAGACAGAGAUCAAAUAGGAUUGGUGUAAUAUUGUAAUAUAAUAUAAUAUUCAACUAUCUAUAUGUAUUUGUGCUUAACACAUUUUUGUUUUUAAUUUGUCACAAUUUGCUUAUGUGAAUAUGUAAUAUAGGACUCAUUACACACACCCUUGAUGGGGAAAACUCACUAGUGAACCCUACAGGGAUAUCUGAUGUUAUAGGCAUUCAGUACCAGUUUUACUGGAUAGUACUUUCAAAACUUAUUGUGGGAAUCUGUGGCUUGAUGAAUUCUAAAUAAAAAAUGUAAUGUGAGAAAUUGUACUGCAAUGUACUUUAUCUAUACAGCACCUUUCACACAGUUCAUGGUCAGUUUAUGAUAGGACAUCUUGCUGUUACACAUAGCUGCUAAUUAGCCUGAUAUAUUUUUUUAUCAGACCUGUAAAUAUUGACAUAGUUACAAUGUUGAAAGUAAGUUAAAACAUGACAUGAUUUCAAUAUCCAGACAUUGUUCUUCUGUGCGUGACGAUAGGUGUUAAAACCUGAAUACAGUUGAAAAUGUGUAAAUGGGGUUGCGUGACAAGGACCAAGUUACGGCUUUAAUUCAAAAAGGGAUC